Messenger RNA from Trichoplax adhaerens, 1077 nucleotides. RefSeq lists its product as uncharacterized. The record is from RefSeq and is a predicted model, not a curated record. NCBI's taxonomy places the organism in Eukaryota, Metazoa, Placozoa, Uniplacotomia, Trichoplacea, Trichoplacidae. The transcript has 3 exons. Bases 1 to 1077 code for a protein of 358 amino acids. Gene Ontology annotation, cellular component: nucleus. Gene Ontology annotation, biological process: regulation of cell cycle.
AUGGCCGACGAAAUUGAUCGUUUGCGGGAAAAAUUGAUUGCAGGGCGGGUUGAAAGAAAAUAUUUACUUAAACGAUUGUUUCAGUUAAUUGUAUCUCGCCUAGAUCAGAGUGAUAGCAUGUCUGCAGCUAAUUUACCAUUUAACGUUAAUACCACAACUCAUUUACCCGAUGAUUUUGUCACUCCAUAUAUGGCUAGAGUAUUUCUUGGCACUGAAAUUAGUAAAUCAACUUUACCAAUACCUCCAGCUAAGUCGAAAGGCAAGAGAAAAAUUAAAAAACUGACUUUGGAAGAUAUCAACAACGUUUUAAUGAAAGGUGCAAAGACCAAAGCAAAGAAAUCGAAAUCAACUGUUAAAGUUCCUAUAGAUCCAAUAGAGCUUGAUGCUUCUGGAAAACCUGUCAUACCGAUAGUUAUAAACGAACUAAGAGUUCACAGCUUGGGUAAAAUAGUCCACGACAAAGAUAGCUAUCAUUCAGAAAGUUUUAUUUAUCCUGUCGGUUACUGUAGCUCUAGAAGUUACCCAUCAACCACUGCGCCAGCCGAAAAUAUAAAUUAUAUGUCUACUAUUAGCGAGGGCAAUACCGAACCAAAAUUUGAAAUAUCCCUGGCAGAUGCUGCCGAUGUUAUAUUUCAGGCAUCUUCUCCUGACAAGUGUGUAGCAAAACUGAAUAAGGUUAUUCUUGAAGAAAUUCAGAAGUUUCCAGAUAAAGAAAUUAGUUUCAUUCCGUUAUCCGGUCCCGAAUUUUUUGGAAUUUCGAUACCGGUAAUACAGAAUCUGAUUCAGAACUGUCCUGGAGCUAAAAAGUGUACGAGAUAUAACUGGAUACGUUUUGAAGUUAAGAAGAAAUUGCCCAUUCCCAGUAAAGAAGAUCAGAGAGAAAAUAAUGAAAAGCCUGUUAAGGUUGAAGAUCAACAGACUGUAGCAGGUGAACCGAGUCACAAUGAAUCCAAUGUCGAAAAUAGUGAACUACAGCAAGCUACCUCUAGCCCCUUGAAUAAUACUACGAAACAAGUAGACCAAAGUUCCGAUGAAUCUGAUAAUGAUCAAUUGAUGAUAGAACUUGACACUUCUUAG